ACAGUAGACAGUAGCCUUAAUACAGAAAAUACUGUCAUCAAAUUUAUUUAUUUAUUUAUUGCCGAAAGGAAGAAGAUACGGCUAUCUUUCUUAUGAAAUUGCCAACGGAAAAUAAGAAAAAGGGCCGACCCAACAACCCGGUUGAAGCGAGAUAUCCGUUUUGUCGGUUUUGGAUCCAGUCACCGGUUAAACAGGAAGCAAACCCGCUCGAUUCAAUUCCCUUUUGAAACAAGGAAGAAAGAAUCUAGGGUUUGACAGCAAUUCCGAAAAUCAUCAAUAAUUAGCACCCAAAUUUUGAAUAAUUAGCAUCCUAACGGUUCAGAUUGUCGCAGCCAUGACUGAGUAUUGGGUGAGUCAGGGUAAUAAAUGGUGUGAUUUCUGCAAAAUCUUCAUAUCGAAUAACCCAUCAAGUAUUCGAAACCAUGAGCUGGGUCAACGGCACAAAGAAAAUGUUGCUAAGAGGCUUACUACUAUGCGGAAAGAGAGUGCAGCCAAAGAGAAAGAACAGAAGGAAGCGGUCCGUGCACUUGAACAAAUUGAAGCUAAAGCUAAGCGGAGUUAUCAGAAGGAUGUUGCAAAUUUUGAGGCAAGAGAUUCUAAUGCUCAAGCAUUAGAUGGUCAAGAAGACUGGGACUAUGACAGUAGUUCAGGCUAUUACUACAAUCAAAGCAAUGGUUUAUACUAUGAUCCAAAGUCAGGCUUUUACUAUUCUGAUGCUAUAGGGAGGUGGGUGACACGGGAAGAGGCAUACUCCACGACUCAAGUUUCAUCAAAUCCUAAAUCAAAAGAUCUUAGUUUGAAAAAGUCAUUUCCAACUUCAGGGGUGCGACCAGUUGCAGAAAGCAAAAGUGCUGCUAAAAGUCCAAAUGACGCUGCACCUGGGCCUGUCGUUUCAGCUUCUUUAAAUCCCAUGAGAUCUGCUAAAGGUGCUCCAUCAUCACUUGCUGUUAAGAGAAAAAGGCAAGAUGAGAAGCCCAAGGCUAUAUCUAAAGAAGAGGACGCUGCACUAAAAGCAAGGGAAGCUGCAAGGAAGAGAGUUGAAAAGAGAGAAAAACCAUUGCUUGGUCUGUACAAUGGAUCUCGCUGAUUGGGACUGGCUCAAGCAAGCAUCCUGCCUCUUCUUGAUACAAAGGGUAUGCUUCAGCAUGCUAUUCAACUUCUUUUUUCUUCUCCCAAUUUGGGAGUGGGGAAACUUAAAUUUGACCACAUUCUACAAAUGUUGAACAACAGGAUGAGCUAUAAUUGAAGUCUUGUACUCUAAUCUCUCUUUCUGCUAGAUCCCUAUUAAGAAGCUUGUGCCUUUUAACAUCUAUCCUUUUUUGUGUUCACUAUGGAAACUAAGUGUCUUAAAGGAGCAGAUGAAACAAAUUAGCUUGUAUUGUAGCCACAUAAUUGAUUGCCCAGGCUGUUUGCCUUAAUGUGUUGAUUGUAUGAUAUUUUAAGCAGGAAAUUUGGAGACAAAAUUGAACGUG
Messenger RNA from Theobroma cacao (cacao), 1472 nucleotides. RefSeq names its product C2H2 and C2HC zinc fingers superfamily protein. The record is from RefSeq and is a predicted model, not a curated record. Gene Ontology annotation, cellular component: nucleus; precatalytic spliceosome. Gene Ontology annotation, biological process: mRNA splicing, via spliceosome. NCBI's taxonomy places the organism in Eukaryota, Viridiplantae, Streptophyta, Magnoliopsida, Malvales, Malvaceae. Gene Ontology annotation, molecular function: RNA binding; zinc ion binding.